Suillus paluster is the source of this 372-nucleotide messenger RNA. RefSeq lists its product as uncharacterized. Gene Ontology annotation, biological process: double-strand break repair via homologous recombination. The record is from RefSeq and is a predicted model, not a curated record. Gene Ontology annotation, molecular function: zinc ion binding. Gene Ontology annotation, cellular component: Shu complex. Bases 1 to 372 code for a protein of 123 amino acids. The transcript is spliced from 3 exons. Lineage: Eukaryota; Fungi; Basidiomycota; Agaricomycetes; Boletales; Suillaceae.
AUGUCACUAGUCGAAGAAGGCAUUGAAAUGCUUCGCGCUGUCCUCCCAGAUGCGACGAUUAUAGCUGCUUUAGACAUUAUUGAUCACGACGGCGUUGUUAAGUACAAGACCUCUUGGGGCCGGCAUCACUACGAAGUUCUGGGUACCACUUCAACUUACACCGUCUUUCCGCACCUCCAUACUGCAUCCGCAGCUGUGUCUAGUUAUUGCACCUGCCCCUCGUUCGCAUAUGCGGUGUUAAUAUCCGAGAACCAUCUCAUGUGCAAACAUGUCUUGGCGGUAUGCCUUGCAGAUAGGCUGUCCCGUUGUGUUGUGCGCCCCAUCGAAGAUGAUGACCUGCUGUUAAAAAUCACGGGACAUGUCUCUCCCUAG